Molecule: messenger RNA, 1159 nt
Organism: Nerophis lumbriciformis (worm pipefish)
Lineage: Eukaryota; Metazoa; Chordata; Actinopteri; Syngnathiformes; Syngnathidae
Gene: dnaaf6
Product: dynein axonemal assembly factor 6
Biological process (GO): axonemal dynein complex assembly; flagellated sperm motility
Cellular component (GO): cytoplasm
Molecular function (GO): dynein intermediate chain binding; protein-folding chaperone binding
Source: RefSeq, a predicted model, not a curated record
CUCGUCGUACUUCCUCUUAAAAAAGUGACGACUUGUACAAUCAAAACUUUUUUUAUAAUUACGUGCGAAUAUUUUUUUUCCCCCUGUGACGUCAUGGGUCACCACGGCAACCGCAGCGUCUACAAGAAAACACAAAGCGCCAAUGGCAACAGCGAUGCACUGAAAAACCCCACGCACACUUUGCACGUUUUAUUUUAGUAGAAAAAAAACAUAUUUAUAAAAAAAUGGAAUAUCUUGGAGUUUCAUCCGCCCAGAACCUCCAGGCGCUGUCUGCCUUGCUCUCCAACCAGCAAAAAGAGGAUGACGAUGAGGAUGAUUAUAAAAACGUCUUUCCGUAUGCAAAGAUGAGUCCAGGAAACAUUGGCCCUCCCAAAAAAAAGGACAAAGAAGUGCCGCCUGUCUACGUGAAAGAGAACAGCAAAGACGUAUGGAGCGUGGACGAGGUGGCCGAGGGCCCUCAGUAUGACGACAUCACAGACCCGCGACCACAGCCCGAAUAUGAAGUCAUGCUCAAGCAGAGUGUGGGGACAGAAGAUGUAUUUUUGGGCCUCAACAGAAAGGACCCGUCCUCCAUGUGCUGUGAAGCCAUGCUGGUGAAAAUCAAACUUCCAGACAGCAAAGCGUCAGACGUUACCCUGGACGUGAAAGAAAAGUUUCUUGACCUGCGGACACCUAAGUAUAAACUGGGUCUCCAUCUCCCACACCCUGUCCUCCACCAGGAGGGCAAGGCCCAGUUCUUUAGCGAGAGGGAAGAGCUCGAAGUGACUCUUCUCAUGAAUCGACCGCUGGAUGCUGUCAACAUGCCGUGAGACAGAACCGCUCCCGUAUCGUAAAGUAUCGUCCGGCCUGGAUCGGAUUCAGGUGGACCCUCUUGAUGGCCUAGAUCAGGGGUGUCAAACUAAUUUUAGCUCAGGGGCCACAUAGAGGAAAAUCUAUUCCCAAGUGGGCCGGACUGGUAAAAUCAUGUCAUGAUAACUUAAAAAUAAAGACAACUUCAGAUUGUUUUCGUUGUUUAAAAAUAGAACAAGCACAAUCUGAAAACAUACAAAUAAUAAUAAUGUUGUUUUUUUUACACUUACAUGUUGCUGCGUAGUAGUCUAUCUUCAUUUGUCAUGAUUUAUAAUUUCUGAAUAAAUGAUGUGAUAAUAUUUGUGAGUCU